Prunus armeniaca (apricot) is the source of this 288-nucleotide messenger RNA. The record is from the annotation of a GenBank genome assembly. Lineage: Eukaryota; Viridiplantae; Streptophyta; Magnoliopsida; Rosales; Rosaceae.
AUGUUUAAUCAUGUGAGGGAACAGUUGUGGAAAAAAUUAAAUGCUUGGAACACAAAGUUAUUAUCUGCUGCCGGAAAAGAAGCGUUGAUCAAGGGAGGAAAGGAAUUCCUUGGAUGGGAUGGUGGAACUUUGAAGCUUUUAACAGGAUGGUGGAACGUUGAAGCUUUUAACAAGGCAAUGGUGGCUAAACAGGCGUGGCGGAUUUUAGAAUAUCCUACUAUUGCAUGUGGAGCUUGGCGUGUUUGGAAGAUUCGCAAUGAUCUAUUGCAUGGGAAGAAUGAACCAUAG